AUGGCUGAGAGGUUUUUUAGGAUCAAACACCUAGGGCCUGUAAACAAUUACCUAGGGGUAGAGGUCACACAAACCCCUGAAGGGUAUUAUGAAUUGUGCCAACAAAAUAAAAUUGCUAAACUGCUGCAAGAGUAUGGGUUGUCAGAAGCCAAGAGUGUGGCUACACCCAUGGUUACAGGAUACAUAAAAAAGCCAAAUGAUGAGUUAUGGGAAGAUGUACAGAGGUAUCAGUCCCUAAUAGGUUCUUUGUUAUAUUUGUCCUGCUGGUCAAGGCCUGACAUAAGCUAUGCAGUUCACCUGCUAUGUCAGAGAGGUGCCUGUCCUUACAGAAGGGAUUGGACAGCGGCCAAGCGUAUCUUACGUUAUCUGAAGGGAACGAUAAGUUACAAACUUGUACUCAGAGUGUCUGGGGAAGUACAAGUGCAGGCAUAUUGUGAUGCAAGCUGGACAGACCAUCCGGAUGGAAAGUCAAUGACAGUUCUGUUAAUUUUCCUAGGCAAUGCCCUGAUAAUGCACAAGUCAGUCAAGCAAUCUCUUGUUGCUACAAGCACUUGUGAAGCGGAAUAUGCAGCAUUAAGCGAAUGUGUCAUACAUUUGGAGUGGAUUUUUCAGCUUUUGCAGGACAUGAAGAUUGAAUGUAAAGUUCCCAUUUCCAUCUUAUGUGACAAUACAGCAGCUCAACACUUAGCUGAGUACUUUGGAGCCAAGUAA
Eublepharis macularius is the source of this 711-nucleotide messenger RNA. RefSeq lists its product as uncharacterized. The transcript has a single exon. The record is from RefSeq and is a predicted model, not a curated record. Lineage: Eukaryota; Metazoa; Chordata; Lepidosauria; Squamata; Eublepharidae. Bases 1 to 711 code for a protein of 236 amino acids.